Messenger RNA from Echinops telfairi (small Madagascar hedgehog), 795 nucleotides. It is a transcript of the gene COPRS, whose product is annotated as coordinator of PRMT5 and differentiation stimulator. The coding region runs from base 136 to 540 and encodes 134 amino acids. Gene Ontology annotation, molecular function: histone binding. Gene Ontology annotation, cellular component: nucleus. NCBI's taxonomy places the organism in Eukaryota, Metazoa, Chordata, Mammalia, Afrosoricida, Tenrecidae. The transcript has 4 exons. The record is from RefSeq and is a predicted model, not a curated record.
CUUGGGGGACCACGGACAAUGGCGACUGAAAAUGUCUGGCGCUUUUAUGACGCCGCCCGAUCAAGAAGACCGUAGCCGGUUGGCUUCGCCACAUCUGAGCCUUCCCAUCAGAAGGAGAGCGAGACUGAGAACGUCAUGGACCGACUAGCUACAGGAGCACAGAUCAUCCCCAUGGAUGGACCUGCCCACGAUGAGCGUGCCCCCUCUGAGGAGGACGGCUUCGCUCCGGGCGAUGAGGAUUCUGACGGGGAACCCAAUGCUUGGGAGCUGCCGGAAGGGGAUUCCGGUUGCCUGCCCAAGGAACAGACGGCAGACCUCUUUACGGAGGACUGGGACUUGGAGUUGAAAACAGAUCAAGGAAAUCCCUAUGAUGCUGACGACAUCCAGGUGAGCAUUUCUCAAGAGAUCAAACCUUGGGUGUGCUGUGCCCCACAAGGAGACAUGGUCUAUGACCCCAGCUGGCACCACCCCCCUCCGCUGAUACCCCAUUACUCCAAGAUGGUCUUUGAGACGGGGCAGUUCGAUGAUGCUGAAGACUGAGUUCUGCUGUUCUGCCUCAUGGUGGGGUGGGAGCACCCCACAAGGGUCUCCGUCGUGUCGUCUAGGGGGAGGACUGCGUGUCUGGGGAAGCAUCCUGAAGGAUUUUCGAGUCUGGGUGCCUAGACUGGUGUUACGUAAGCUUCCCCCUGUGCUCUCGUCGUUUUAUUCUCCUCGGCCUCCUCGGAAUGCGUGUUGUGUCUGCAUCUAGAGGAGUCAUGUUCUUUAUAAAUAAAAGUAAGGGGGAAAAAGUCAUGA